This is a messenger RNA of Rhopilema esculentum, 4033 nucleotides long. Lineage: Eukaryota; Metazoa; Cnidaria; Scyphozoa; Rhizostomeae; Rhizostomatidae. The record is from RefSeq and is a predicted model, not a curated record.
GCAAAUCAACCAAUCGGACAUGCUAAAUCUCAUUUUCCGCAUAUACGUAACUUGCCUUUGGCUGAUUAUGCAACUGGUAAUGAAGAUUUAUGUAUUGACAUUCUUUUGGGUUCUGAUUAUUAUUGGUCGUGUGUAUUAGGCCAUGUCGUACGGGGGGAGAAUAACAUGGGACCUACUGCUAUGCUUACUCGGUUUGGCUAUGUUUUGAGUGGACCCGUUAAUGUUCCCAUUCAUGGCGGUAACACUUAUUCGUAUCAUACAUCUACGCAUGUUAUGAAGGUUUUACACGAACCUUGUAAGGAUGAAGAUUUGAAACAUGAUCUAAAAAUGUUUUGGGACUAUGAAACUCUUGGAAUAAAAGAGAAUGAACCUUCCGUUUACGAUGAAUUUUUGAACAAUGUUGAGUUUUUAAACGAUCGCUAUGAAGUCUCUUUACCUUUUAAAGAAGACCAUAAAAUAAUUCCAGACAAUUACUCUGUUAGCGAAAAGAGAUUGUUUUCUCUUUUAAACAAAUUGAAGAAUCAUCCGGAAGUAUUGAAUGAGUAUGACAAAAUUAUUUCGGAUCAAUUGAAAAAUGGCAUAAUUGAAAGAGUCGAUCCGACUGUUAACUUUGAUGUUGGAAAAACGCAUUAUCUUCCCCAUAGAGCAGUUGUAAGGGAGGAUAAAACAACAACACGUGUACGUAUUGUUUACGAUGCUUCUUCUAAGUUGCCUGGUGAAACAAGCUUGAAUGAAUGCCUUUAUACAGGACCAGCGCUUACUCCGUUAAUUUUUGACAUUUUAUUGCGUUUUCGCUUUAAACCUAUCGUCUUGAUGGCAGACAUCGAAAAAGCAUUUUUGAAUGUUAGUAUCAAACCUGAUGAACGCGACUUUCUGAGAUUUCUUUGGGUCAAUGAUAUUUCUGACAGUGACAAACUCGAGAUCGUUUGUUUUCGGUUCACAAGAUUGGUUUUUGGCCUCGUCAGUUCACCUUUUGUUUUGAAUGCUACUAUCAGAGCUCAUUUGGCCAAAUAUGCCCAAAGCAAUGAAAAAUUUGUACGAAAUGUCUUGAAUUGCUUAUACGUGGACGAUUUUAUCUCCACCUUUUCUUCUAAGACGGAAGCCUUGGAGUCUUACAAGGAACUGAAACUCUGUUUCAAAAGGGGAGGUUUCAAUUUAAGAAAGUGGGAAUCUAAUUGUUGUGAAUUGGCUGAUGAAAUUGCAAAGAUCGAAUCAAAUAAUUUCGAAGCAAAUAAUGUAUUAAAGGAAAGGAAAAUUGAAGAAGAAGAUGAAAGCUUUUCGAAGUCUUCAUUUAAGAACGAAGAUAUAGAGAAUAAUGCUAAAAUCUUAGGCUUGGCAUGGGACAAAACGUCCGACAGAAUUAGGUUUGAUUUCUCAAAAAUCUUUUCAAAUGAUUGCCAAUUCGUAACGAAACGUGAAAUUCUGAGUUCAACGGCUAAGAUAUAUGACCCACUUGGUUUACUUUCGCCAAUUGUGGUUCCUUUAAAGUUACUCUUUCAAGAACUUUGCAAGAAAAAGGUAAAUUGGGACACAAAACUUUCUGAGGAGAUCAGUACUGAGUGGAGAACUAUUGUUUCGGACAUUCAAAGUUCUCCUCCUGUCUUUGUAAAUCGAUCAGUAACUGAUGUUAACAAGGAUGAAAUUGACCAUGUCGAGCUACAUGGGUUUAGUGACGCCAGUAGCAUUGCUUUUGGGGCUGCAGUUUAUAUACGUGUUGUCAAGAAAUCUGGCAAAAUAUCUGUUGAUUUGGUGGCUGCAAAAACAAGGCUUGUGCCCUUAAAAUCUGACACAAUACCACGUUUGGAAUUGAUGGCAGCACUCGUACUAUCGCGGCUAAUUAAAUCUGUGAAAGAAGCCUUGAAGCCGGUGAUAGAAGUUGAUAAAAUAUUUUGUUGGGUAGAUUCCCAAAUUGUUUUGUGGUGGAUUUUCAGUCGCGAAAAGGAAUAUAAACCUUUCGUUCAAAACCGAGUUUUAGAAAUUAGAAAACAUGUUCCUCCUUCAUGCUGGAACUUUUGUCCAACUGAUCUUAAUCCUGCGGACCUAGCCUCUAGAGGCUGUAAAAUGUCACAGAUCUCAGGCUCUGAAAUUUGGUGGUUUGGACCCACCUUUUUGGCAAAAUCAGAAAACUAUUGGCCUGCCGUUUUGAACUUUGAAACAAAAACUAAAAUUCCGGAGGACGUUUCGUUUGAACUUAAUCGUGAAACUAAAUCUAAUCCUCGGAAGGAUUUUAGUGACGUAUUUGUGGGAGUGUCCACAGCAUCGAAUUAUGCGCUUGAAAAUGUCAUUAAAGCAGAAGACUUCAGUGACGAAAAUCGACUAUUUCGCGUCUCUGCUUACGUUUUUCGUUUCGUGGAAAAUUUGAAACGGCGUUUAUUAAAGGAAGAUAUAGAAACGAAUGAUCUAACAGUGGAAGAAGUGGAAAAUGCGCGAAUAUCAUGGCUCCGCGUGAUCCAAUCUCAUUUAUCUUCGGAGCGAAACUUUGAUAAAAAUUUAGUCUAUUUGCGCGUCUAUGAGGAUGAAAAUGGUUUGCUACGAUGUAGAGGUAGAAUUCAAGAAGCUAACUUGUCAACUCAAUCUAAAUUUCCGAUACUGUUACCCCGAAAUCAUUAUAUUACGAAGUUACUUGUAAUGCGAGCGCAUGAAAACGUGAAACAUAACGGAACUGCCGAAACUUUGACCGAUCUGCGUAGUUCAUUUUGGAUUAUACGUGGCAGACAACUUGUAAGAAAUCUUAUUUCAAAAUGUACCAUUUGUAAUCGUUUCGAAGGACGUGCUUAUAACUCUCCACCGGCCGCUCCUUUACCGAGUUAUCGCGUGACUGAAGACUCUGCAUUCUCAAAUAUCGGAGUAGACUUCGCUGGACCCGUUUAUAUAAAAAACAUAUACGGUUCUGAAAAGGGAAUGAACAAGGCCUAUAUAGCGUUAUUUACAUGUACUGUUUCACGAGCGUUGCACCUUGAAUUGUGUACUGAUUUAUCUGCACCAGCAUUUUUACGCUGUUUUAAACGCUUCCAAGGGAGACGAGGCGUUCCGAAACUUGUUGUGUCCGAUAAUGGCAGCACAUUUCGCGACAAAACUGUUCAACGACAUGCAUUAGCAAGAAAAAUAAAGUGGAAAUUUAAUGUUCCCCGCGCGAGUUUUUGGGGCGGAUUCUUUGAAGUAAUGGUGAGACUGGUAAAACGUUGUUUACGGAAAAUUGUCGGAAAUGCUCGCUUAAACUACGAAGAACUAGAGACAAUUUUGAUAGAAAUCGAAAGUGUUGUCAAUUCACGUCCUUUGACGUACGUCAGCGGUGAUUUCGCUGGAGAACCAUUAACUCCGUCGUCCCUCGUUAUAGGGCGAAGACUUAUCGAUGCUCCGAAUGUUGAAACGUAUGCUGAAUAUGAUUCGUCAAAAACAAAACUGACACACCGCCAAUCGCAUCUUAAAUCGUUAUUGAAGCAUUUUUGGAAUCGUUGGUCAAGCGAGUACUUGCUAACUUUGCGAGAAUUCCACAAAAACAAGGGAAAAACCGGAGCGAGAAUCGUAGCUGUUGGCGAUGUUGUUGUUAUUUUGAACGACAAAGUUAAACGACAACAAUGGAAACUUGGGAAAAUUUUAAAGGUUUAUCCUGGAAAAGAUAAUAUUGUUCGCGCAGCUGAUGUAAAAACGACAGAUUCAGCUGGAAGAUCUAUUAUUUUGAAAAGAUCAAUUACUCAUUUAUAUCCACUGGAAGUACGAGAGGAUUCGGAAAAAGAUUACGGUAUCGCUGCUGCUGCGGAGCCUGCAGUGUCUGAUGUGUUUGAUGUACCGAUUCGAUUUAUUGCGGAUGAAGAAGCUGAAGAGCUGAUAAAUUAAACACUUUGGUUAAAUAUAUGAUUGACCUCCCUCAAUCAGGGGGGAGGAUGAUUUGAAUACGAGGCUAACCUCGAGCUUGACUUACUAACUACAUUUAUAAACGAUAACGUUGUUGAAUCUCUUACAUGAUUUUGUGCUUUUAGUUUUUAGCUGAAGUAACGAGGCGUAUUUCUAUACUAUUGUUUUAAUUUGUGUA